Molecule: messenger RNA, 4521 nt
Organism: Parascedosporium putredinis
Lineage: Eukaryota; Fungi; Ascomycota; Sordariomycetes; Microascales; Microascaceae
Source: the annotation of a GenBank genome assembly
AUGAACCGAAAGGCCGAGCAGGCGUGGAACUGGAUCUCUGGCAAACUAUCGGGAUCCAGGCCCAUGGCGGACCGGUUCAGGGACGACGAGGUUGCGAAAUGGUUUGGGUUGGAUACGCAGAUGACGUAUCGAGGUGAUCGCAUGACAUCCAUUGUCGAAACCCCAAGGCUUAUCGAGUUGGCGACGGGUUCCCUCGAGUUCGCCGAGAACAGCCCGAGACGCCAAUUCCCCAGCAUCGUGUCUUUUGUUGGGGAUACCGGAGCUGGAAAAUCAACGUUGGCCGACCACCCUCAACCCCUCGAGGCCCCUGUGCCGGGCGCCGAUUCCGGCCCCGGCGUUGUUCAGCCAACCACCGGGGAGGUGAAUCUCUACCUCGACCCUGCUACCUUCGGGACCGAGUCACCUAUCUUUAUGCAGACUGCGAGGGAAUGUUUGGAGCUGCACCCAUAUCAGCUACGCAUCAGGAGCAAUGUCCAGAGCCUUUAUCCCCGAUUUCUCUACAUAUUCAGCGACGUGGUCUGCUACGUGACGAGGAACCCGAAAGCUUGGGCCGAGUCAGCGCGGCUCUUGCUUGAAUGGUCUUUUGCCGGGGCGCAACACACAAUCAACCACAACGCUCUCCCGGCACUAAUCAUCAUCAUCAACGCUCCAACCGUGCGCGUGUCGCUCUUCACUGGAUAUAUCCUAACCCACGUAUUGUUUGUACAGCACGGGAGUCACAGUAUGAAGGAGCUCUUUGGGUUGCACUACUCGAGCGUUUACGUCCAUUAUGUCCCACUCGAGGGCUACCGGGCGCUUGGAUCGGCUGAAAUGGUGGUUGAACAGACGGCAAAGCUCAACCACCGCAUCCGCGCCGACUCACGUCGUGUGCAGCUGGCGAGGGCCGAGUCUUGGAUGAGGUUUGAGAGCAGGCAGCUUCUCGUCGUCGUAGACUCUGCUUUCACCCACCUCACCACCGGUCGGCGCGAACCCUUUGAUUUCAACCGGUGUAGGCGCAAGUUGUCCAUCCCCAGCUCCACCGAGCAGCACUUUUCGGAAAUCAUUGGCCAGUGCCUUUGGGGUGAGGACAAGGAGAAAAGGUUCCGUGCCACAAGUCAAUUCCUGGACACCAACGCCCCCUGCGCCUUUAUCAACGAGGACGGCGACAGAUGCGUCAACACGAGGAUGGGGCAUGCCCUGGGACACCAGAACGAUCAAGGACUAAUUAUGCAAGCCGGGGGCCUAUUCGUGAGCGAUGACUUUGAUUGCAAAGCCUUUCUCGACGCCAUCGAAGCGGCCGUCCACAGCACCAUGCUCAGGAUUGAUAAGGAAGCGCCCAUGGGCCGGCGAGAGUGGAGGUACUACGCCGCCAAGGCGCACAGGAAAAGCCUAACCAGCCUUCGCCGGGCCGGCGGCCUUCCUUCGGCGACACGCCGGGGUGAGACACAAGAUGAUUUUGCCCAAGGCUCCAGCAUUUGCUACGCUUGCUUCUUCGGCCGGCCCGAGUAUCGUCUCCCAUGCAACCACGCGAUUUGCGCCGUGUGUGUCCAGGAUUUCGACGACACGCCCAAGGGGAGCGAAUACCCCGGGCUAUAUAUUCACCGGAGCUGCGUCAUAUGCGCCGCAACGGGUGACUGGUGGCCUCAUAGGAUGCGGGUUAAGCCAAGCCUAGCUGGGAUACGAGUGCUAUCGCUGGAUGGUGGCGGUGUCCGCGGGAUCGUCGAGCUUGUUGUGCUGCGGAAGCUCGAGGAGCACACUGGGCUGGGGAUCCCGUUGGGACGCUUCUUCGACCUCAUGGUCGGUACCAGCGCAGGCGGCAUCAUUGCGCUAGGGUUAGGUGUCCAGGACCGAACUACCGAGGAAUGCAUUACCCGCUUCCGCGACUUUACCGCCACCGGGUUCGUGAGGAAGACGCUAACAAAAGACAAAUUGUUUGGAUGGCUCGCGAGGAUGGUUCGAAGUUCCAUCUAUCACACGGAGCCCCUCGAGUCUGCUCUUCGCACCGCCUUCUUGCCAGACUAUCAUCACAUAUUGUUUGGUCUUCAGAAUGCUUGCCGCGUCGCCGUUACAACGACGGUAUCCAAACAAUUGAAACUCAUUGCGAAUUAUCAUCGCGGGGAUAGAGACAGGUAUCUCAACUCGGAGUUGAGCAUUUCUGAUGCAGCCUCAAUCGAUUUGGGGGAGGACGUUAACUUCGACGUCCUUCUCUCGGUAGGCUCCGGGCGCUCGAGCAGGCCACAUCGGCAACCCGCAUUGAAUGUCAAACCAGUGUGGCUCGCCGACCUCCUCAAGACACUUCUGAGCACCAUGGACGGCGAGCGCGUGUGGGCGGACUUCCACCACGAAGCAAGAAUUUUGGAGCGAAUCGUACGCCUAAACGUCGACUUCAAGAGCGACAUUGAGCAACCCUCCUUGGAUGACGUCCGCAGCGUCUCGGCAAUGGAGUCCAUCGCAGAGCAAUACUACUUUCACAAGGACGCGGGGAGGAAGCUGUAUUCCACCACACUCUCUACCAUGGUCGGUCGCAGUCCGAACGGGAUGAUAGAGUGUCUGGCCGCUCGACUGCGAGCAAGCCUCUUCUUCUUUGAGAUGGACUACAUGGAGUGGAAGAACGGCGUUGUAUUUUUCGCGGCUGGAUCUAUUGUCGACUUGCCCCCGAUGAGGCGGGCUUUAGAGAACUCAUGGAGCUUACCAAGAUUAGACAACGUGGUCAUCCAAGUGUCGAACAAGGAUCUCAACAUCCUCGUGCGGAUCGAUGCUGAUUUCGGCGGGGACUACCAAGUUGCCAUUAGCGGUUUCCCAAUGACACUCAAAGCCCUGAUCGAUCACGGAAAGGAACAUUGCGAUCAGGCUCAGACCUCACGCAGAUACCCACAGGAACUGAGUGUUCCAGAAAGGGGUCUCCAACGUCCCUCCAGUCUCGUCGAAUUACACGGCAAGUCGCAACACCGUCUAGCUUCCGUCCAGGCAAGUGAACUCAGCGCCGUUGAUUUAGGACUGAGCCUGGCCAGGGUUCUCGACAGGUCGAGGCAGCUUGCAUUUCUCGAGGGUCACUCUUUCAUCAAGCACUCAGGGUGCCUCGACAUCUACGCUGCUCCCGAAGCCAUGGGCACGUCUUUUCGAAUCUUGCUGGCAACUGUCGGCCUUUUGGUCACGGUUGAGGCCAACGCCAACAUUCCGCUUGUACAAGAUCUUUUGGAAACUACAUUCAAGACAAACUGCAGCGCAUACAUCGACGGCCUCGAAGUCUCAAAAUGGGCAGUCUUACCUUGGGAACGAUGGCAGAUGGCGAACCAGUUUAUAAACUGCAGCUACCACGAGAUAUUUACACAGGAGCCCCGCGCACCCGAUGGAGUCCAGAUGUUGAUGUGGGAUGGUUGGAAGGCUUAUUUUAGCCCAUACCCGGAGGCGGCAAUCGCGCGACUCUAUGGACCGGAGAGCCCGCUUGAUUUUACGUUCCAGAUCGGCGACGAGCCCGCGCCGAGCUUCAUGCCUAUUUUGGAAGAGUCCUUGGCGCCACUUAUGGACUACAUGUGCCCAAGCAAAGGCGUCACGGCGCUUCCGGCGCUUUAUGAAUGGAUUGAUAUUGCGAGUGGCGAUUUCCAUCUUGAUCGAGUUCGGCCACACGGCGCUCAGGAUGUGGCUGAGCAACAGAUAUCUCACGUCCAGCUUCAGUUGGCUUAUGCUUCUCGUUCGACUAUGCUCGGGCCUAGGGAGCCCAUCAUCACGACGUUUGUGCUGCAAAAGAGCAGCUUCGACCGGAACUCGGCUCUCACCAUCACCGCGAUGGAGCUGCUUCAGCCGACUGCCGCGCCGUUGAUUUCGGCUGCUGCCGGAUGGUAUAUCAGCAGGGGCGAGGGAUUUCAAGUGCUGGUUACAGAUGCCGUCAUCACGAUCCUAGGGCUCCUUGUCGCCCUUCCCCAACUUGCUCUGGUUAGCGCCAUUAAUCCCUCCCUCCUCACUACCAACUUCGGCCUCGUACCUCUCGGGCUUCUUCUCGCCCUGGGGCCUUGGGCACUCGCCUACGCAAUUGGUGGGGUUUUCAGCCUGACCUUCCAGCUCUUCUUCAUCUUGGCCAUCAUCUUUCGAUCAGGCCAACUCGCAGAAAUCGCCAGCAUCAGCCUCAUAAUCCUCUUGGCUCUCGUAACCUUCGUCGUCCUCACACCCAUCUGGGCCAUCUGGGAGUUGAUAUGGAAAAUACGGCACCAGCGGCGACAGAGGGAGCCAGAGUGGCAGCUGAACAAGGAGCAAAAGGAACUCGAACGCAAGGAAAUGUUUCCGCUCAGCCGCUACUUUACGCGGAAAUUCUACAGCACGAAGCGGUGGAAGAGGUGGCUUACCAUUUUCAUUUUCUGGUUCUUCGCAACGCUGAGCUUCGUUAGCUUCGUCGGGAAGUGGAUGGUGAUGGUCAAUCUCCUCGGCGCGGCCGGCGACGCGUAUUGCCCGAGCAAUUUCGUGCAGGCGACGUUUGCGGGUCUAGGGUUUAAAUUCGGUGUUUUGGCAAUUGGCUUGGCUAUGCAAUACUUUGGCCUCACGGCAUAA